ACGCCGUUUCACUGACUGGUAACGCAUGGUUUACCGGAAAUUGUAUUGAUUAUGAUUUGUAGAACAGACGUUGGUCAGAAACGGGAAGUCGGGCAGUGUUUUCUGCGGGCGGGAAUUUCAUGUUCAGUUUGGAUGUGUUUACAGAGUGCAUGUCUCGCACAGACACUCAGCAUGGCUGCGGAUACAGUAGAGUACACCAUAGGAGGAGUGAAGAUAAACUUCCCCUGCAAAGCAUAUCCCUCUCAACUUGCCAUGAUGAACUCUAUUGUCCGUGGCCUGAACCAUGGGCAACACUGCUUAUUGGAAAGCCCUACUGGCAGUGGGAAGAGCCUCGCGCUGCUCUGCUCAGCCUUGGCAUGGCAGCAGGCGCAGUAUGCCAAGUCAGACCAGGAGGGAGGAAGCCCAUCAUGUGAUGUGAAAAAGCCAUUUGUUACUACCCCAUGUCAGUGUGUGUGCCACAACAGAGCUCGUUGCUCAUCUACUUCCUUUGGCACUACAGCGUCCAAACCAACUGUGAUUGACCUUACUGGAGAAAAUACUGCUGCACAAGUCAUCACACCUCCGAGAGCGGAGGAAAAUCAAGCCAAGAGAUCCACUCUGUCAUCCAGGCUUUCUGAGAAAUUUCAGGCUUCCCUCAAUACACAGGGAGAACCAAGUGAUGAGGACUUUAAGCCUGACAAGAAGCGCAUUCGGGCACCUGCUGCUGAUCAGAAGCAAAGCAGGAAGCGAAGAUGUUUUGAAAAAGGUGUGGUGUUUGAGGAGGAGGAGGAGGAGGAGGAGGAGGAAGUCGAAAGGGCUAAUCCUGGGGCUGAGAACUGGACUGUAGAGUUGAGCAGGCAAGCCAAACCUGAAGGCAGCCUGCCACCUGCUGAAUGCUGUUCUCCAGUACCUUGUUCCCUGUGUGCUUGUGCAAGCCUCGCAGAAGGGCAGAGGGCAGGUGAAAAAGUCAAGGAAAAAGACAAGGAAAGUAAUGGGAAGAAAGCUGUCCCCAAAAUUUUCUUUGGCACACGUACGCAUAAACAGAUCACCCAAAUUGCACGAGAGCUGAAGCGGACGCUGUACUCCACUGUGCCCAUGACCAUCCUGUCCAGCCGAGACCAUACGUGUGUCCACCCUGAAGUGGUACCCCACGCCAACCGCAAUGAACGCUGCAAGGAGCUACUCAAGGCCAAGAAUGGCCAGUCAUGCCGAUUCUACCACAAUGUGCAUAAGAUGCGGGAGCAGAGGUCUUUGCAGUGGGUGCAUGGGCUGCACCAAGCCUGGGACAUAGAAGAGCUGGUCAGUCUGGGCAAUAAGCUACGCUCCUGUGCCUACUAUGCAGCCCGGGAACUCAUGCAGGAUGCUUGCAUUGUUUUUUGCCCGUACAACUACUUGCUGGACCCCCUUAUCCGGGAGAGUAUGGACAUCAAUCUAAAGGGGCAGAUUGUGGUGCUGGAUGAGGCUCAUAACAUUGAGGAUUGCGCCCGCGAGUCUGCCAGCUAUACCCUAAACCAGGCUCAGCUGCGGGAGGCCCGUGAGGAUUUUGAGGCCAUGGUGACGUAUAACAUCCGCCGGAAUCACCAUGAGCCUCUUCUGGCCUUUUGCUGCAGCCUGCUCAACUGGAUACAAGAAAGCUCCAGUAUUUUGCAAGACAGGGACUAUGAGUCUGCCUAUAAGGUGUGGACUGGGAAGGAAGUUCUGGACAUCUUCCAUGGUCUUGGCAUAACAGCUGACACGUUUCCUGUGCUUCAGAAGCAUUUUGAGGCAGUGCUGGAGAAGGAAGAACGGGUCGGGCUGGUGAAUGGGAGAGAGGACACAGUAGAGGUUCCCACCAUCAGCUCCAACACUCAGACUGUGCUCAAGAGCCUUUUUAUGGUGUUGGGAUUUCUGUUUAGACAAAACUGCAGGUUUGCAGAUGAUUACCGUGUGGCUCUGCAGCAGAGUUAUGUUUGGACUACCCAGGAGGAUGUGCCUGAUGCCCAGGGCUUUUUUGCCCGGCCACGCCGUCGCCGCCAGGCUGUCCGCACUAAAACCCUUGUGCAUACCCUCAGCUUCUGGUGUCUUAAUCCUGCUGUGGCAUUCUCUGAUCUGAGCACAGUAGUACACAGUAUAGUGCUCACUUCUGGUACCCUCUCACCCAUGACGUCCUUCUCUUCUGAGCUGGGCCUCAAAUUCUCUAUCCAGCUGGAGGCCAGCCAUGUCAUCAGCAAAUCUCAGGUGUGGGUUGGCACUAUUGGAGCCGGUCCUCAGGGUCGUAGGCUAUGCGCCACAUUCCAGCAUGCCGAGACCUUCACCUUCCAGGAUGAGGUGGGGGCACUGCUGCUGAAAGUGUGCCAGACGGUGAGCAGAGGCGUUCUCUGCUUCCUGCCAUCCUACAAGAUGCUGGAUAAGCUGAGGGAUCGCUGGAUGAACACAGGCUUGUGGGAGAAGCUGGAGGAGCGGAAAGCAGUGAUUGCAGAGCCACGUGGAGGAGCCAAGAGUGACUUUGAUGAGCUGCUACAAACGUACUACAAUGCCAUCAGACAAAGUGGAGCCCGAGAUGGGGCACUUCUGAUUGCAGUUUGCAGAGGGAAAGUGAGUGAGGGACUGGAUUUUACUGAUGACAAUGCCAGAGCAGUGGUCACAAUUGGCAUUCCCUUCCCCAACAUCAAAGACUUGCAGGUUGAAUUGAAGAUGAAAUACAAUGACCAGCACUGUAAAUCCAGAGGCCUUCUUCCUGGAGGCCGAUGGUAUGAGAUCCAGGCUUACCGGGCCCUAAAUCAGGCUUUGGGAAGGUGUAUUCGGCAUAGAAAUGACUGGGGUGCACUUAUUUUAGUGGACGACCGUUUUAGAACCAACCCCAACAAGUAUAUCACAGGCCUGUCCAAGUGGGUGCGUCAGCUGGUGAAGCAUCAUGACAGCUUUACUAGCGCCAUGCAGUCUUUGGGGUCCUUCUCCCAGAGCCAGCAAGAACAAGUAGAGAGCCACACUGAGCAGCUUUCUCAGACUACCCACGAGUCGCCCAGGACUCGGUCAUCUGCUCUACAGUCCCCUCCUGAGCUUCCAAAACUGCACCAAUGCCUGAGCUCUGAGGGUCAGAUUACCGUUCCUGUCGUCAACCCUUCGGAAGCAGGUGACCAGAAGCCUUCACAGCUUCAUUCAGAAUCGCUAAUUCCUCAGUGUAAUGUGCCUAAAAUCCUGCCAAAACAACAAACGAUACCCACCAUUUUCACUUCCACUCCAGUCAGUUCUCGAUUCAGGACCCCUAUCUUCCAAUCUAAAGACUCCAGGAAGGACCCGGACCAGUGUGUAAAUUCAGCAGUCAUUAAUAAGGACACCGUUUCUGCACCUGAUCAGGCAGUGAAAGAUCAGACUGAAGUUGUUCCUGAGAACAAACCGAAUGAGAUUCCACCUGACCCUCCUCUUCAGCCUCUAGCCCUGUCCCCUGUUGAGACACCUCCAUACUGUAUUUCCAAUCAGGAAACAAGUGUAGCAGGGCCUGAAGAUGCUGAAGAGGAGGACCAGAGUAUCUUCUACACCCCAGAGCUGUUUGAAGGAGAAGAUGAAGAGUCAGCUGCAGCAGCUAGAGGGGAAGAUGAGAGGUCAGCUAUGACAGCUACAGAGGAAACUCCUCUUAAGAUGGAACAGCUUCUUUGCCCCAUCGGAAAGAUGGCUGACGGACAGCCUGAGGAGUUGUUCAGGUCCGAGACGGGCCAAACGAGGACCUGUGCUGGCUCUAGUGAUGUUAAAGGAGCUUCUGUGUAUCCUGAUAGAGACAGUGUUUCUCCUAACAGAGACUGUGUAUUGUCUGAGAGUGUAGCAGAGCAAGCAGGGGUGAGUUGCUGUAUAAGCAGUGAGGACAGGGCCACACAACAACAACAGAGCAGCAGCAGCAGCAGCAGCAGCAGCAAGUCACGUAGGCUCUCCAGGUCCAGGCAAAAAGCAUCAAACAGAGAAGCAGGUACUACUACCUACUUCGUCUCUCAGGGGAGUCAGCCACAGGUCAUUGCAAUCGAUGACUGAAAAACUGUAACAUUUCUAAAUGGUAAAUAAAUAUAAAGCUGUACCAUGGUAAAUAUGUCUUUCUAAAAAUGGUGGAAGAUAUCUUUAGCGUUGGUGUCAGUACUGUGGGAUUGCAAACACACAGGAUUAAAGUUCAGAACUGAUUUUAACACAAUCCUGCAAUUUCUUUUGAACUGUGUUAAAAUGAGGGUCAGGCACAUUUCCCUAAGCUCAGAACAUGAAGACAUGAUGGGGAUGAUGUUAAUGAGUUGACCUGUAAUAUCUGUGAAGUGGAACAGGGGGAACUAGAAGGUUUCUUAUACAGUUAAUUUCUCAUGGCUGAAAGUUGUUUUUACACCAAUAUUACAGGUCAGUAAAAUUUUAAUUGUAUGUCCUUUGAAUAUAAAUAAGGCAAAAGUUGUGUAGUUACAAUAAAUGGCCACAGAAGGCUCUUGUUAUUUUUAACAGAUUAAAAAAAGGAAAAAACAAUUAAUGUACUGAAUAUGAACAUGCAAUAAAAUAGAAAUUAUAUUCUC
This is a messenger RNA of Ictalurus furcatus (blue catfish), 4496 nucleotides long. RefSeq names its product BRCA1 interacting helicase 1 (gene brip1). Gene Ontology annotation, cellular component: nucleus. Gene Ontology annotation, biological process: double-strand break repair involved in meiotic recombination; nucleotide-excision repair. Lineage: Eukaryota; Metazoa; Chordata; Actinopteri; Siluriformes; Ictaluridae. The record is from RefSeq and is a predicted model, not a curated record. Gene Ontology annotation, molecular function: ATP binding; hydrolase activity, acting on acid anhydrides, in phosphorus-containing anhydrides; DNA binding.